Nanorana parkeri is the source of this 595-nucleotide messenger RNA. RefSeq names its product cyclin dependent kinase inhibitor 1C (gene CDKN1C). Gene Ontology annotation, biological process: regulation of cell cycle. NCBI's taxonomy places the organism in Eukaryota, Metazoa, Chordata, Amphibia, Anura, Dicroglossidae. Gene Ontology annotation, cellular component: nucleus. Gene Ontology annotation, molecular function: cyclin-dependent protein serine/threonine kinase inhibitor activity. The record is from RefSeq and is a predicted model, not a curated record.
GUGUUUUGGGCGUGGCCUCUGCGUGUGUGUAAGAAAACAGCGAUUGUCCCAGCAGCCGCAGCCGGUGGGGACAGUGUGUGAGUGUGGGGAGGCGAUCGCUGGCCCUGGGGGAAAGAUGUGCAAUGUACAGCAGGCAGACGUGGCCCUCAGGCCGGGCCCCUCGGUGUGCAGGAGCCUGUUUGGACCGGUGGAUCAUGCCGAGCUGAGCCGGGAGCUGCACAGCAGGCUGCGGGAGAUGGAGGAGGAGAGCAACCGCAGGUGGGACUUUGACUUCCAGAGGGGGGUGCCCCUGUCCAGCAGCCGCUAUGUCUGGGAGGAGAGCAGGGAGGACACGGUGCCAGCCUUCUACAGGGCACCCCCGAGGCUGAGGGCAACCAUCAGCACCCCAGAGUCAACUGAUGACACCCAGACUGCCAACAACAGUACCCCAAUGCCAGCCAUAGGUGCCAGCCUGCCCCCACUGCCCAACCUUGCUCCAGCAACAGCCCCCAGCCUGCCCCCAAUGCCAGCAGCAUUGACCAGCCUGCCCCUAAUGCCAGCCAAUGGUGCCCGGCUGCCCCCAGCAACAGCACCCAGCCUGCCAGCACUGAACUGA